Messenger RNA from Monodelphis domestica (gray short-tailed opossum), 4738 nucleotides. The record is from RefSeq and is a predicted model, not a curated record. Lineage: Eukaryota; Metazoa; Chordata; Mammalia; Didelphimorphia; Didelphidae.
GAUGGCCAAGAGCCGAGAGCUGCAAUGAGCGCUCGGGAAGGGAAUCGGCUCUCAGAGAGCAACCCUCCGUCCCCGAACAGCCACGAGGAGGCUGGAGCUGCAGAGUCUCCCUGCCUUCUAGGUCUCUGAAGCGCCCGCUCCGCUACCUUCCCCCUUCUUUUGCUUCCGCUCUUCCCUCCCCCUGCCCAACGGCAGGCGCCAAGAGAGAGGGAGCGAGAGAGCGAGGAGCUAGCGGCAGCCCUCACCAAUCCGGCCCUCCUACAUCAUGCCGGACGAGGUGACAGAGCCCUGUAGCGCCACGCCGGCCCGUGUCUCGUCCUUUUUCAUCGAGAACUUGCUCGGGGGAGAGGGCAAGGAGUUGAGUCGGGGGGAGGAGGAGGAUGAGGAAGAAGAAGAAGAAGAAGAGGAAGAGGAAGAGGAGGGGGAGGAAGACCAGGAGGAGGCGCGGCGGGAGCUAAGGCAGCUGCGGGCGGGAGCUGAGACACGGGAGAGUCGUGAGCGUUGUAUACUCGGAGCUGGAGCUGGAGCUCGAGCCGGAGCUGGGACCGGAGCCCGAGCCGAAGCUGGGACCGGAGCCCGAGCCGGCCCCUGCCUCCUGCCGCCACCCCCUGCCUGCUGCCCUGGCCCGGCCUUCGGCUUCGGAACGCAUGGCUAUGCGCUUGCGGAGAGCCCUGCUCAGUGGUACAGACGCACGCAUGCCACCUACAUCGGUUGUCACAGUCCAGACAUGCCUAGUGUAGGUGUCCUCAUCUUGAAACUCCACCUGCUUCCUUCAAUAGAGAACAACCUGGGAUUCCCUGGCAGCCAGUGGGUUUCCCUUUCCUGGGAAGCUACUGAAGAGGAAAUAGUAGAAUCUGACUUAGAGAAUCGACCUGCAGGUGAUGGGGCUGAUUCAGUGUUGGAAGAAACAACCUUGUCCCUCUUUGUCCCUUCAGCCAGUGACCGGGACUCCCCUGAGGUCGGCGAGGAGGCUGGCAGGCCGGAGAGCGGCUGCAGGCGGCGGCCAGAUGCUCCUGGGUCUGCGGAGCGCCUGGAUCGGGAGCCGGACGAGUCCGCCUGCAGUAGCAGCAGCGGCAGCGGCAGCGGCGGCGGCAGCGGACGCGGAGAGGAGGACAGGCCUGAACCGGACUCUGCUGAACCUCGGGCAGCUGGCCGCAAGAAGAAGACGCGCACGGUGUUCAGUCGCAGCCAGGUGUUCCAGCUGGAAUCCACGUUCGACGUGAAACGCUACCUGAGCAGCGCCGAGCGUGCCGGCCUGGCAGCUUCUCUGCAGCUCACCGAGACACAGGUGAAGAUAUGGUUCCAGAACCGCAGAAACAAGUGGAAGCGACAGUUGGCCGCAGACCUGGAGGCCGCGAGUUUGUCACCGUCUGCCCAGAGGCUGGUCCGUGUGCCCAUCCUCUACCACGAGAACUCACCGGCCACAGGAGGAAGCCUGGCCUUUCCUCUGUCGCCCGCUUCGGCGCCGCCCCCGCCGCCCCUCGUGGGCUUCCCGGGGGCACUUGGCUAUCCACUGGCCGCCUUCCCCACUGCCGCAGCUGCCUCUCUUCCUUUCCUGCGGCCCUCGCAGAUGCCGGGCUUAGUCUGAGACACGCUCUCUCCUCCACUCCCUCCUCCACCACAGGCUUCUGGGCUUAUUUCCCCACCCCCACUCCAUACUCCCCUAUGCUAGCUCCUUGGCCCCGUGGGAACGGUUUUUAAACGCUUUGGAAAUCGUUUCAAGUGCAAUAAAUAGAUCCAGAGAGACUGGGGAUAGAAUCAGGAGGGCCAGGGUGGGAACAGCAGCCCCUCGGAGCAGCCCUCUUGCUGCCUGCUACCAGGCUGGUUCUUCCUUCCGGGCCAGACCGCGUGCCCAAUACCGUGACUUGUUAGGAAUACCACUUCCAGACCCUUAGCCCAACCCAAGGGAACCAAACCCACCAACCCAUUCCACCCUCAAGAAGCAGGCCGGGAAUGUAAAAGGGACCCACACGCACCACAUAGAAUCGGGAUCUUAGAGGAACUAUAAACACACGAUUCACAUACCCCCAACACUGAAACAUAAUUGGAAAACUCAAAAACCAAAAGAACCAAACAUCACAACACGUAUAAGGGCGCAGCGCACGAUCAUCACACAACAGGAAAAUACCCAUCAUCUGAAAUACUGCCCUAUGUGAAAUCUCACGCAACUUACCCAAAUAGAAUGGACACACAAACGUGCUCUCCAUACUGACCACAAGAAGUGCACAUGUCCGGAAAUAAAUGCAUGAAAAGAGUACCCUAUGGUGCAUAUAACACCGGAACAUACACAAUGUUAAUAUGCCCCUCCCCCUACAGAUAACUCCAUAGCUGCGCAAAAUCGGAAAGGAAUAUGAAUAAAUGCUCAGCAUACAUAAAUACAACAUAGAAACACGCAGAAAAACACAGCACGGAUACAAGCGCAUAUAAACCCUCAUACACAGACACUCUGUUUCCUCAUAAAUAUUGACGCAUGGUUGCUGGAUUGUCCUCCGCAGGACUGUCUGAACACCCUUCGCCCCACAUUUAGGUUGCACGGGUUUGGCUGGAACCUCAUCUUCUUUACCUUCCUCCCCUCUACCCACAUAGUGGCCUUGAAGUCCCAGGUCCCCUCUCCGGGAAGAGAAGAGCCGGCAGGGGCCGGGCACUUCGAAAAUAAAGCAGCCUCAGCUUCACCGAGUUAUGGGUAUCCCAGCCCUCUGACUAAUUCAGCAGAGACCCGGAAGCCAGAGGCGGCUGCCUUGAUUUACAAAAUUGUUCUUCCAAUGGUCCGCAGGGAAAUAAAAAACAUGUCUACAGAGACUGACAGCGACUUCCUCGACUUGAUAAUGAUCAUGAUGAGGAUUCUUUCUCAGUCCAAACCCCCAAAGCCCGGAGCCUUGUUCAGCCGCCUUCCCCAGACUACCUGAAGGCCCGAGAUCUAGCACGUGAGACCUUGGUGCCAGGACAGCCUGGGGCACUCUUCCCAGACAGUGGAGCUAGGACUGGGGAUAACUGAGAGUGGAAGGAAGGGGGAGAUGUUCCGGGCUCAGGAUUUCCGACUGGAGCAGAGAAGCGCUUCACUUUCCAUUAUUUCCCCGAAGGAGCUAGUGUGUUCCGGCCUUUUUGCGCUGUGCUCAACUGUCCCAGCUGCUGAAUUGUCUCACCAGAGCCCGCAGUAUACGGAGUAUUAUGCAUGCUUCCAACGGUGUAUUUUUUCUAAUAAUCUUUUAUAAAAAAUGAUAAUAUCCCCCCAAUGCCCCACCCCCAAAUGUGGACAGUUUCCGAGUUAAGGAGUGAACUCAAUCUAUGAGCAGAAUACAAAUCUUGCAAAAAUACAAUGAUUUGAUUUAUUAAACAUUAAGUUUUUACUAUGUGCAAAUUUCUAUGGGUAAAGCAUGGUGGAAAGAAUUCUGGUCUUGGAUUCACAGGACCUUGGUUUCAGCCCUUCUCUACCAUUUACUGUGUGACCCUGGGAAAGUAAUUUCACCUCUCAAAAACGUGAUUCCUUCCACUGUAAAAUGGGAAUAAUGAUAAUACUUGCAGCAUGAUCCUCCUGGUAUUAGUGAAAAGGCAGUCAGUGCUGUGUAAAUGAAAGCUUUUUGUAAAGGCUUCAGUUUAUUGGGCCUGCAGGAAUCCAUCCAGGCAUUAUUCUAGUGUAAAGCUUUUAAGGUUAGUCCUUUGUAUCUUCACUACUACCAACAUUCCUUGGAUUGUAGAAUGCCAAAGGUGAAUAGAAUCUUAGCACAAGAUGUCAAGGUGGGGAAAGACCUUCCAAACGAUCCAAUCAAAUCUCCUUAUGCCACAAAUUUGUAAAGCUAAGGUUGGAGAGCUAAAGUGAUUUAUCCAAAAUCACCUAGUAAGUUAGUACAGAAAGUAUGACUAUAACCUGGAAUUCCCACCCCCCCCCCCCAGGGCUCUUCUCAUUCCACUCCACUGUCCUGGAGGGUCCCUCCUGGCAAACUCUGCAGGCCCUUUAAGAAGACAUGACUUCUUAGAAAAAAAUAAUCAGAUUGUCUCUUGGACCUCUUCUUGUUAGCAAUGGUGAAUGGGGGGGGGGGUAAUAGGAAGGGGGUGUAGUGCUGGAGUCAAAGAUGGAACCUACUCAGUUCAAAUGCCUUUAAUUUCUUUGACCUUCCUCUGCUUUCUCUACAGUCCAGUCCCUCACCUCCACCCCCUGUAAUUGUCCCCUGAACUGUUUCACCUCAGGAAAAACAUCAGACUGCUUCAUUCUGCUCAAGUUCCAUCAUUCCUGGUAGGGUGAUCAGCCUAGCUGGAUUGUUUUCACUCUUGCACAAAUGCCCUUGCAAUGGGGAGCCCACAUCCUUCUACCAGUCCAUCCAUUCAAUCCAAAAAGAAAGAGGAAGAUUGAAAUUGGUUGGAGUCACAGAAUGUCAGUUGAUUGUCCUCUUAGAUAUCAUGCAUUCUACACCCAUUCUAUUUACAGAGAGUGAAGCUGAAGCCUAGAGAAGGUAAUAAUUUGUCUAAGGUCACACAGCAAAUCACUGAUAGAAUCAAGACUCUUACCAGGUCUGCCUCCCAGCCCUAUGGCAUGCCUCUGUGCUCUGAAACAGCCAACCUUAUGUGUAGGCUGCAGAGGUCCUCAUCCCUGCCCCCUAAAGGCCUGAGAUACCUGCCUGGGAGCAAGACUAUUGAUCCCUGGAAAGAAAGGCAACUAGGACCCCAGAAGAUAUUGGCUUCAUUAUUUUUCAGAGGGCAGGGAUGGGGGGAAUAUAUUUCAAUUCCGUUUUGUUUGGAAAGA